AUGUUCGUGAGAAAGCGCGAUGGUCGCCAAGAGCGCGUCCAGUUCGACAAGAUCACUGCCAGAGUGUCGAGGCUAUGCUAUGGCCUCGACAUGGAGCACGUUGACCCGGUUGCUAUCACGCAGAAGGUCAUUUCUGGUGUCUAUGGCGGUGUCACCACCGUGCAGCUUGACGACUUGGCCGCCGAGACCGCCGCGUACAUGACCGUCACCCACCCCGACUACGCCAUCCUGGCUGCUCGCAUCGCAGUUUCCAACCUCCACAAGCAAACCAAGAAGCAAUGGUCCGCCGUCGUCAGUGAUCUCUAUCACUACGUCAACCCUAAGAACGGCAAGGCGUCGCCCAUGAUUGCCAAGGACACAUACGAUGCCGUUAUGAGGCACAAGGAAGAGCUCGACUCUGCCAUUGUAUACGACCGCGACUUCAACUACCAGUACUUCGGCUUCAAAACCUUGGAGAGAUCAUACCUCCUCAAGCUUGACGGCAAGAUCGCUGAGAGGCCGCAACACAUGAUCAUGCGUGUCGCCGUUGGCAUCUGGGGUGACGACGUUGAGCGCGUCAUCGAAACCUACAACUUGAUGUCCAGCAAGUUCUUCACGCACGCCUCUCCCACACUCUUCAACGCUGGUACCCCACAGGCCCAGCUAUCCUCCUGCUUCCUCGUCGACAUGAAGGAAGAUUCCAUCGAGGGUAUCUAUGACACCCUCAAGACUUGCGCCAUGAUCUCCAAGAUGGCCGGUGGUAUCGGCCUGAAUGUUCACCGCAUUCGUGCCACUGGCUCCUACAUUGCCGGCACCAAUGGUACCUCCAAUGGCGUUGUCCCUAUGCUUCGUGUCUUCAACAACACGGCUCGCUACGUUGACCAGGGUGGUAACAAGCGUCCCGGUGCCUUUGCCAUCUACCUUGAGCCUUGGCACGCCGACGUCUUCGACUUCUUGGAUCUGCGCAAGAAUCACGGAAAGGAGGAGGUCCGCGCUCGUGACCUCUUUCUUGCCCUCUGGAUUCCCGAUCUCUUCAUGAAGAGAGUCGAGAAGAACGGAGACUGGACUCUUAUGUGCCCCAAUGAGUGCCCGGGCUUGGCCGACUGCUACGGCGAGGAGUUUGAGGCCUUGUAUGAGAAGUACGAACAGAUGGGCAAGGGACGCAAGACCAUGAAGGCUCAGAAGCUCUGGUAUGCUAUCCUUGAGGCCCAGACCGAGACUGGCAACCCCUUCAUGCUCUACAAGGAUGCCGCCAACCGCAAGAGCAACCAGAAGAACCUUGGUACCAUUCGCAGCUCUAACCUGUGCACUGAGAUCAUUGAGUACUGCGCUCCUGACGAGGUCGCUGUCUGCAACCUGGCCUCGCUCGCACUUCCCACUUUUGUUGACUACAACGAGGGUGUCUACGACUUCCAGAAGCUCCACGAGGUGACCCAGGUUGUUGUUCGCAACCUGAACAGAAUCAUCGACGUCAACCAUUACCCCGUUCAAGAGGCUCGCAACAGUAACAUGCGCCACCGCCCCAUUGGCCUCGGUGUGCAGGGUCUUGCCGAUGCUUUCCUGGCUCUUCGCAUGCCCUUCGAGUCUCCCGAAGCCCGCGACCUCAACAAGAAGAUCUUCGAGACCAUCUACCACGCUGCCCUCACCAUGUCUGUGCAGCUGGCUAAAGAGGAGGGCCCAUACCAGACGUACGAGGGCUCGCCUGUCUCCCAGGGCAUCCUUCAGUAUGACAUGUGGAAUGUCAAGCCUUCGGACCUCUGGGACUGGGACUCUCUGAAGGAGCAGAUCAAGCAGCACGGUGUCCGCAACUCUCUGCUCGUCGCGCCCAUGCCGACUGCCAGCACUUCGCAGAUCUUGGGCAACAACGAGUGUUUUGAGCCCUACACCUCAAACAUCUACCAGCGCCGUGUCCUUGCUGGCGAGUUCCAGGUCGUCAACCCUUGGCUUCUUAAGGACCUUGUCGACAUGGGCCUAUGGUCCGAUGCCAUGAAGAACCGUAUCAUCGCCGAGAACGGUUCAAUUCAGAACAUUCCCAACAUCCCCACAGAGGUCAAGGCUCUGUACAAGACCGUUUGGGAAAUCUCCCAGCGUACUGUCGUUCAGAUGGCUGCCGAUCGUGGUGCCUUCAUUGAUCAGUCGCAGUCGCUCAAUAUUCACAUGAAGGAUCCCACUAUGGGCAAGAUCACCAGCAUGCACUUCGCCGGCUGGAAGCUCGGUCUCAAGACGGGCAUGUACUAUCUGCGUACACAGGCCGCUGCUGCGCCUAUUCAGUUCACCGUUGACCAGGAGGCGCUCAAGGUCACCGACAGCGCCAUUGGCAAGGUUCUCAAGAAGCGCGCGCCGCCCCCAGGCCACGUCGCCGCUCCCGUUGUGAACGUCCCCAGGCCCAUGUAUGCGAAGAAGGACUCCUCUGCGCAAGACAACGGCAUCCCCACACCCAGCGUCACCCCCCCUCCCCCGCGGACUGCUCCCGCGCAGAAGCCUGAUACCAUGAAGGCCGAUGUAGCUGAGGGUGACAGCCCGAGAGCUUUGCCCACUGAGCCUGUCGAGAAGCUCAAGAUCGAGGAGCUUCCGAUCGCCGGAAGCAAGACACCUGAUGCUGAGGACAAGACAGAAGACAGCAAGGAGCGUGAGAUGGACAUCUAUUCCGAGGCUGUUCUUGCCUGCAGCAUCGAGAACCCCGAGUCCUGUGUCAUGUGCAGCGGAUAA
Messenger RNA from Colletotrichum higginsianum IMI 349063, 2688 nucleotides. RefSeq names its product Ribonucleoside-diphosphate reductase. Lineage: Eukaryota; Fungi; Ascomycota; Sordariomycetes; Glomerellales; Glomerellaceae. Gene Ontology annotation, cellular component: ribonucleoside-diphosphate reductase complex. Bases 1 to 2688 code for a protein of 895 amino acids. Gene Ontology annotation, molecular function: ribonucleoside-diphosphate reductase activity, thioredoxin disulfide as acceptor; ATP binding. The record is from RefSeq and is a predicted model, not a curated record. Gene Ontology annotation, biological process: DNA replication; deoxyribonucleotide biosynthetic process. The transcript is spliced from 4 exons.